Cannabis sativa is the source of this 3990-nucleotide messenger RNA. RefSeq names its product protein SPA1-RELATED 3. The transcript has 8 exons. Gene Ontology annotation, biological process: protein phosphorylation; photomorphogenesis. The record is from RefSeq and is a predicted model, not a curated record. NCBI's taxonomy places the organism in Eukaryota, Viridiplantae, Streptophyta, Magnoliopsida, Rosales, Cannabaceae. Bases 881 to 3619 code for a protein of 912 amino acids. Gene Ontology annotation, molecular function: ATP binding; protein kinase activity; protein binding.
AGAUCUUGCCACGUCGGUGAGUUGGAAUAAAGCAAGAAGAUAAACAAACUAAAAAAGAGUGGCUUUUUCUUUCUCUGGCUCUGAAUAUACAUUACUAACUACGAACAGUUCGGGUGCUGGGAGUUUUUUAUUCUUUUUGAAACGAGCCUUGAUUUUAUUUAAAGACUACUGUUUGUUAUAUUAUUAAAGUAGAUUGCUUUAUUCUGAUUAAUCAAACAAAAAAGCUUGUGUUUUUUUGUGGGCAAGAUAUUUAUUUAUUUUUUAUUUUUUUUCCUGAAAAAUAUAGUAGGGAAUAUAUGAGGCUACGGAUCCUCCUGAGGGGUACACAGUGUUUGGUUUGAAAAGGGUAUUUUUCCUUUUGUGUGUGUGGUUGUGUCUUCACCUUGGUCUAGCAGGGAUAGGAAGACCCUCUUAUGGUUCUACUGCUACCCAUUUUCAUUCUAUCUCUACCAUAAAAAUGUCCUGUUCUAAGUUUUAGGAAGAGUUUAUCUUGUGGGUAAUUGUUGGUGUUGAUGAUCCUGUUUUUGGGCUGUACGUGGUCGGGAAUCGUUUAUUGUUUUGAAAAACUGAAUGUGAAUUCUUAGUGGGGUUUUGGAGAUUUAGCUUGGUUUUUGAGAAAUUGACACCAGAUAUAUUUUUUUUCUUGGGUUUGUUCAUGGUGGAUUACUUGCUUUGGUAACCGAGCUGAAAUUCCAUAAUCUGUCUACUUCUGUCACCGGAAGUAGAAUUAUGCCAUUGCAGGUGGGAAGCCAAGUUCUUGACGAGAGGCUUUUGUUGGACUCUUUUUCGUUGUUUUGAAUUGAGUUUUCGAUGAUUCCUUGGUGAUGAUGGAGCUUGGAGUGUGUACACAGACAAGUCCAAAAGGUUCUUCAUUUAUUGGAUGAUAUGCAGGUUUGAACCUUCUUAUAGAUGGAUAGCAAUGGAGGGAUCCACUGAGUCUACUCGUAUGAAAUCUAGCAGUUCUAGGGAAUUGAACGCCUCCAGGGUUUCUAACCUCGAUUUGAGGCUUCCACAAGGUGGUGGAACUGGUUUAUCUGGUGUUGUAUUGAAUGACACUAGCCAUAGAGAGGGAGAUGAUAACAGGGUUUCGUUUGCUCACAAUGAUUACGUUCAAAACCAGGGUGGUUUAUCUGGUGUUUGUGAGGAUGAGGUAGCAGUGGACCCUUACGUUCGUGCCAUUGAAUGGGGUGAUAUCAGCUUGAGGCAAUGGUUAGAUAAACCAGAACGCUCAGUUGAUGUCUUUGAAUGCUUACACAUAUUUAGACAAAUAGUGGGGAUUGUGAAUGUUGCUCAUUCUCAAGGAAUCGUUGUCAAUAAUGUUCGACCUUCUUGCUUUGUUAUGUCUUCUUUCAACCUUGUCUCCUUCAUUGAGUCUGCAUCUUGUUCUGAUUCCGGGUCUGAUAAUCUCGAGGAUGGCUCGAACAGCCCCACUCCUGAACCAAAAACUUCAUCCACAUCCUUGCCUGAUGAUGACUUGUGUACACAGAAAAGAAACCCGGGCAGUGAAGAUCUUCAGCCAAUGAAGGCUUCAGCGAACGCCUUCUCAGAAACAAGUUGCAUGCAGUCAAGCUCAACCUAUGCACCCCGUGAAUCAUUGGUUGUGGAAACUGAAGAAAAUAGAAACAAAGAUAGGAGGAGUGCUGAAGUAGAAGAGAAAAAACAACCAUUUCCAAUGAAACAUGUAUUGCUUAUGGAGACUAAUUGGUACACUAGUCCUGAAGAGGCUACUGGUGCUUCAAGUUCAUGUGCUUCUGACAUUUACAGACUUGGGGUUCUUCUUUUUGAGUUAUUCUGUCCAUCGAGUUCGAGAGAAGAAAAAAGUAGAACAAUGUCUAGUCUAAGGCAUCGAGUUCUUCCUGCUCAGUUGCUACUGAAAUGGCCGAAAGAAGCUUCAUUUUGCUUAUGGCUACUACAUCCUGAACCAACUAGUAGGCCAAAAAUGGGGGAAUUGUUACAAAGUGAGUUCUUAAAUGAGCCACGAGAUGACUUAGAAGAACGUGAAGCAGCCAUAGAGCUCAGGGAGCAAAUAGAGGAGCAAGAACUGUUGUUGGAGUUUCUUCUACUAAUUCAACAAAGAAAGCUAGAGGCUGCGGAUAAGUUGCAAAAUACUCUUUCCUUCCUGUGUUCUGAUAUUGAAGAAGUUACGAAGCAACAAUCAAUUUUGAAGAAAAAAGGCGGUUCAUGUCCUGAUCUAGUGAAGGAAGAUAACUCAACAUCAAGUCUCCCUUCAAUGAAUAUUGUUAUUAAUGAUGAUUCUACUAGCUUGGGAUCCAGAAAAAGAUUCAGACCAGGAUUAAGGAAUCUUCAGUUGGAGGAAUGUGAUGAUAAUAUUGAUGGUGAGCAAAAGUCAGACAGUGAAGAUCAAGAUAACAUUCUUUUAAAAAAUUCUCGAUUGAUGAAGAACUUCAAAAAGCUAGAGUCUGCAUAUUUUUCAACAAGAUGCAGGCCUGCCAAGCUAGCAGGGAAACAUGUGAUUAGACAAACUCCAAUAAGUAGUGAUGGUAAGGGUUCUGCUAUUGUAAGUGAAAGAAGUUUUGUCAAUAAUUUGACAUCAAAAGAUAGGAGCUAUGAGAGAAGACAAAGUGGUUGGAUAAAUCCUUUCUUGGAAGGUUUGUGCAAGUAUCUAUCUUUCAGUAAAUUGAAAGUCAAAGCAGAUUUAAAGCAAGGGGAUCUUCUAAAUUCUUCAAACCUAGUAUGCUCCCUCAGCUUUGAUCGUGAUGGGGAAUUGUUUGCCACAGCUGGUGUUAAUAAGAAAAUUAAAGUUUUUGAAUGCAACACAAUUAUAAACGAGGAUCGUGAUAUUCACUAUCCAGUGGUGGAAAUAGCUACUAGGUCGAAGCUUAGUAGUAUAUGCUGGAAUAGCUAUAUAAAAAGUCAGAUUGCUUCAAGUAACUUUGAAGGUGUGGUUCAGUUAUGGGACGUGACGAGGAGUCAAGUGCAAAUGGAGAUGAGAGAGCACGAGAGGCGUGUGUGGUCAAUUGACUUUUCCUCGGCAGAUCCAACAUUGUUGGCCAGCGGAAGUGAUGAUGGUUCUGUUAAGCUAUGGAGUAUCAAUCAGGGGGUGAGCAUUGGUACAAUCAGAACAAAGGCUAAUGUCUGCUGCGUUCAGUUUCCCUUGGACUCUGGUCGUUCCAUAGCGUUUGGUUCAGCAGAUCAUAAAAUUUAUUACUAUGAUCUGCGCAAUGCAAAGGUUCCUCUCUGCACAUUAGUAGGACACAAUAAGACUGUGAGUUAUGUCAAGUUUGUAGAUAGUACAAAUAUUGUGUCGGCAUCCACUGAUAACUCAUUGAAGCUUUGGGAUUUGUCGGCGUGUACAUCUCGUGUUAUUGACACUCCAGUUCAUUCCUUCACAGGUCACGUGAAUGUAAAGAACUUUGUGGGAUUGUCAGUUUUUGAUGGUUACAUUGCUACUGGCUCGGAGACAAAUGAGGUUUUUAUCUACCACAAAGCUUUCCCCAUGCCAGCAUUACAAUUCCAGUUCAACAACUUCGACCCACAUUCUGGCAACGAAAUGGACAAAACCAACCAGUUUAUUUCCUCUGUUUGUUGGCGCGGCCAGUCCAACACUUUAGUUGCAGCAAAUUCGGCAGGGAACAUUAAACUUCUGGAGAUGGUUUGAUUGUGAACUUUGGCAAUUGAUGAUUGAUUCAUGAUCUGGACAUAGCAUGGAUAGGGAAUUGUUUAUUGAACAGGAAAAUGAUGUAAUGCAAUCUUAUACCAGACAACCUUAUGUAGCUUUUAGGCGAGGUAAGAGAUGAAGCCGAUGAACGCCUACAGAAGUGGAAGUUUUCGAAGCAACAUAACAAAAAUUUUGGUAUUAGAUUAUAGCGGAUUUGGAUGCUGUGAUGAGUGAGGACAUUCUUGUUUAAAAAAAUCCUGUAGAUAUAAUUCAAAGGAAAAGAGAAAGGUAAAAAUGUGUGGUAUUUAAUUUCCGAACAUAAAACUAUACGGUUCAAAUUUGGUUUAUACAAUAUGAACAUAAUUGGCAAA